Molecule: messenger RNA, 522 nt
Organism: Trametes versicolor FP-101664 SS1
Lineage: Eukaryota; Fungi; Basidiomycota; Agaricomycetes; Polyporales; Polyporaceae
Exons: 1
Coding region: 1-522 (173 amino acids)
Source: RefSeq, a predicted model, not a curated record
AUGCCGAUCGCCAUGUCCUCGCUCCAACAGAGCCCGGUCGUCCUCUCCCAAGCGAUCAUGCCUGCCCCUUCAUCAUCCACCACCGACCAGCCCUCGUCCCGUAGACACUCCAUCCACGUCGUCAUCCCCCCGACGCACGCAACCGUAGCGCACGCUGCGCUCGCUCGGACCACGCCCACAGCCGCCGCUGCGUCCGACGACGAGGUCCUGCAUGCGGAGUGGACGCCCAUGCACGGGCAUGGCGCCUUUGUGGUCCCUUGUGUGCACGACCGCCCUGCGCCGCGCAUAUUCGCGCGCGUGCAGCGGAGGGACAGCCUGUUCUCCGUACCAAUGGCGGCGGAUGGUGUUGACGUGCACGCGGGGCAAGAGGCGGCGGACGCCGAGUCGGACGUAGGGAGCCGGGAAAUGUCGCCUGCGGUGGAGAGUGAGGGGCUGGAGCUUGGAGAGCAGGGCGGCAACAGCGAUGACGGGGACCGCGCGCUCGCUGCGAGCGCAGGGUUUUCGGUAGGCAGGGCACAGUAG